Messenger RNA from Owenia fusiformis, 8826 nucleotides. NCBI's taxonomy places the organism in Eukaryota, Metazoa, Annelida, Polychaeta, Sabellida, Oweniidae. The record is from the annotation of a GenBank genome assembly.
GACAAAUACAGAGCAGACUGGAUUAAAUUAGUCCAGGCCAGAAAUAACCGAACAAGCAGGAGCUUACUAACCAGGGGUACAGACAGCCAGCAACAGGGUUGAUUCAACAACUGGACUCUAUUUAAACAAAAAAUCAUAAAAACACAAGUAAUUGGACUUAAUCCCAAUAAGAAGUGCAUCAGUAGUGACUUUUAGCAAAACUUUAAAAAGUUUUACAAAGUUUGUAAAACUUUAGUGAGGAUUACUUGGGGAUUACUUUAAAGAAAUACAGGAACAAACUACAUCCGGAUUCACCGAUUCAAGGUACUGUGUUACACAUACUGUAUUUACAAAAAGGAAAUUGUCAAAAAUUUGGCACAUCCUACGCAUAAAUCCUGAAAAGAAAACCACAGUCCACACAAAUUGUGUUGACUGAUUAAUCAUUAAUAAUACGAAACUACGGUCGUUGAAAUACCCCCUAGCUCAAUAUGUAUGAGGAUUUCGAAAACGAGGACGAAGAAGAAGAGAUGCCGGCGACAGAGAGAGAAUUAGCUGACGAUGCUCAGUGGAAAUUAAUCCAGAAAAACACCUUUUCAAGAUGGGCUAACGAGCAUUUGAAGACUGUCAACAAGUACCUGGCGGACUUGGAGACAGAUCUGAGCGAUGGGUUGCGUUUACUCGCCCUGGUCGAGGUCCUUUCGGGAAAAAAAUUCAAGCACAUCAACAAACGUCCAAACUUCAGAACCCAAAAACUUGAAAAUGUCACCAUGGCUUUGAGGUUCCUUGAAGAAGAUGAGGGGAUCAGAAUUGUCAACAUAGACAGUACAGAUAUUGUAGACCACAAACUGAAGCUUAUCCUGGGUCUGAUCUGGACCCUCAUUCUUCACUAUUCCAUCUCUAUGCCAAUGUGGGAGGGUGAGGAAGAACCAACCGAACCCAAAGAUAAACAAACUCCCAAACAGAAACUACUUCAAUGGAUUAACCAAAAGAUUCCUGAUAGACCAGUUAAGAACUUUACUACAGAUUGGAAUGAUGGCAAAGCUAUCGGUGCCCUCGUUGAUGCAAUUGCACCAGGUUUGUGUCCUGAUUGGGAUGACUGGGAUCCCAAGAAGGCCAAGAAUAAUGCUAAAGAAGCUAUGGAUGCUGCUGAACAAUGGCUGGAUGUACCCCAGCUUAUUAAACCUGAAGAGAUGGUCAACCCAAAAGUGGACGACUUGAGCAUGAUGACGUAUUUAUCGCAGUACCCUCAAGCCAAGCUGAAACCCGGGGCACCAUUAAGACCCCGCACUAACCCUAAUAGAGCUCAUGCUUAUGGUCCAGGUAUUGAGCCCAGUGGCAACAGUGUUGGGGCACCAGCCAGGUUCACUGUGGAGACAUUCAGUGCUGGUCGUGGAGAAGUACAGAUCACUGUUCUCAACCCUAAAGGACAACAAGAGACAUGUGAAGUUGUUUUCAACAAUGACAGAAACCUUACAUACUCUUGUGUCUACACACCAACCAUGGAAGGAAAAUAUCGCGUCAUUGUGAAAUUUGCCAACAAGGAAAUCCCCAAAUCUCCAUUCCAAGUAAAUGUGGAAGGAGCUGCUGGCGAUGCCUCUAAAGUCACUGCAGCUGGGCCAGGUUUGGAGAAGACUGGUGUACAAGUCAAGAAGAGGACUUACUUCGAAGUAUUUAUCAAAGGUGCUGGUAAAGGUUCAGUUGAGGUUGUGAUUCUCGACCCACAUGGCCACAAGGACAGCAUUAAGCCACACAUUGUACAGAAGUCUGAGGAGGUUUACUAUGUAGAGUACACCCCCAAGGAGGAAGGUCUUCACUCUGUGAAUAUCUUCUUUGCUGGCAAACCAAUCCCCAACAGCCCAUAUGGAGUUGGUGUUGCACCAGCUGUCGACCCCAAGAAGUGCUAUGCCACUGGGCGUGGAAUCCAGCCCAAGGGUAUCAGAGUGCGUGACAUUGCUGACUUCAAGGUUCACACCAAAGGAGCUGGCAAAGCUGAACUCGAAGUUUCAGUUAUCGGACCAGGUGGCACCGAGGAAAAGGUCAAGGUCAAACAGAUUGAUGCUGACACCUAUGAGUGUUCAUACACACCAACCAGACCUGGUAACUAUGUGGUCAACAUCACAUACGGAGGUCAUCACAUCACUAAGAGUCCAUUCAAGGUUGAGGUGAAACAAUACAUGGUAUCUAGAAUCAGAGCCUUCGGACCUGGUCUAGAGGGCGGCACUGUAGGAUACCCUGCAAACUUUGUCGUGGAGACUAAUGGCGAAACUGGUGCUCUAGGCUUCUCUAUUGAGGGACCUUCCCAAGCAAAGAUAGACUGCAAAGACAACGGUGAUGGCUCAGCUGAUAUUACAUACUGGCCAACUGUACCUGGGGAGUAUGCUGUACACAUCCUCUGUAAUGAGGAAGAUAUCCCCAACAGUCCAUAUAUGGCAGAAAUUCAACCCGCCACCAAUGAUUAUGACCCAACCAAGGUUAUCGCAAAGGGACCAGGCUUGGAAAAAACCGGUGUGCAGGCUAACAAACCUGCCACUUUCACUGUGGAUGCUCGUGCAGCAGGACGUGCCCCAUUGACUAUCACUAUCCUUGAUGUAGACUACAACCCAAUUGAGUGCACCGUGAAGGACAAUGGAAAUGGCACCUACAACUGCCAGUACAUCCCUAAACGUAACGUCAAACACACUGUGUCUGUUGCAUGGGGAGGCUGCAGCGUACCCAACUCACCAUUCAGAGUGUAUGUACAAGAGCCUACCAACCCUGCAGCAGUGAAGGUCUAUGGACCUGGAGUAGAGAAGGGAGUUAAGACCUUCACCUCAACCUACUUCAUUGUUGACUGCAAGCAGGCAGGACCAGGAGAUGUUGCAAUCGCACUUGUUGAUGAGAAAGGACUUGAUGUACCAGUCAAGACCACUGACAAUGGCGAUGGUACAUUCAAGAUCGAAUACGAGCCCAAGACUGUGGGAACAUACCAGGCCAGUGUUUACUUUGCUGAACAGGCUAUCCCCAAGAGUCCAAUCAAAAUCAAUGUUGAGCCUAGCAUUGAUGUCAGCAAAGUCCGUGUUGAGGGACUUGAGCCUAGCGUCUUCCUGGAGUCUACCACUGACUUCACAGUUGAUGCCAAGUCUGUGACCCCAACUGGGGAGGGUAAGGUGCGAGCCAUCAUUACCAACCCCUCAGGAUCCAAGAUGGAAGCCAUCACCAAUAACAACGAAGAUGGCACAUACAAAGUCAGCUAUACACCAUUUGAACAAGGGCCUCACAAGAUUGAUGUCACAUACGAGGGUAUCCCUGUUCCAAAGAGUCCCUUCGCUGUGGGAGUUGUCCCCGGCUGCGACCCAACCCGUGUCAAGGCUUAUGGACCCGGCCUCAAUGGAGGAAUUACCCACAAGCCCCAGCAGUUCACUGUUGAGACAAGAGGUGCCGGACAGGGAGGACUUGGACUCGCCAUCGAGGGUCCAUCUGAGGCAAAGAUGACUUGCAAGGACAACAGAGAUGGCAGCUGCACUGUUGAAUACUUGCCCGUCAAGAAGGGAGAUUAUGACAUUAGCGUCAAAUUCGCAGAUGAACAUAUUCCAGGAUCCCCCUACAUGGUUCACGUCAUGGAUGAAAUCAACCCAUCCAAGGUAAAGGCCACAGGACCUGGUCUUGACCCCAAGGGUGUACGUCGUGGUCAACCUGCUGUCUUCAAUGUGGAUGCUUCUGAAGCAGGAGAAGCUCCACUUGAUGUCUCAUACACUGACCAACUUGGCAUUCAGAGACCAGCAGAGAUUGUCCCCAAGGGUGAGGCUCUUUAUGAUGUGGCUUACUACCCAGAUGUGGAGGGACCAUGCAAGGUCGAUGUUUCCUACAACAACCAAGCUAUCCCAGGAAGUCCAUUCAAGACCAAUGUGCUCCCAGCUCACGAUGCCAGCAAGGUCAAGGUCACUGGACCAGGAGUUGACCCUAAGGGAGUCCUCGCCUCCAUGCCAGUUGCCUUCCUUAUUGAUACCAGAGAAGCUGGUAUUGCUGACCUUGAGGUCGCCAUUGAGAGACCAGAUGGCACCCUUGUUAGGCCCAACAUUGUGGACAAUGGAGAUGGUACAUACACUGUACAGUACACACCAGAGGAUAUUGGACAGUACACUGUCAAGGUCAAGUUUGGAGGCACUGAGGUGCCAGGCUCUUCAUUUAAAGUCAACAGUUCACCAACUGGAGAUGCCAGCAAAUGUGUUAUCACUGAUGGUCUUCGUACAACUGUCCCAGUCGGAGAGGAGUGUGUGAUCAACAUCAAUGCUGCUAACGCAGGCACAGGUAACAUCACCUGCCGCAUUCAAACCUCAACAGGAAGUGAUGUUGAUAUUGACAUCAUCGAUAAUGGUGACGGCACAUUCAGCAUUAACUUUACACCACAGAUGGUCGGUGCUUACACCAUCAGCAUUAAAUUCGGUGGUCAGCCAAUCCCCAAUGGCGAAUACACCAUGGAGGCAGUUGAUCCUGCAGAAUACCAAAGAUGGCUGGAGGAGCAAGAACGGUUGCGAAGAUUGGAAGAAGAAAGAUUGGCUGGAGAAGAACUCGUACAAGCUGAUACCGUUGACUCACUGCAAUCCGCCCCAGGCACAUUCAACCCUGUAGACUUCUGUAUACCAGUAGGACCCAUAUUCAACUUUGUCACUGCUGAAGUAGUGAUGCCCUCUGGCAAGAUAGCCUUCCCCAAGAUUGAGGACAAUAAAGAUGGCACUGUAACUUGUCGCUACACACCAUCUGAGGUUGGGCUCCACUACCUACAUGUCAAAUACAAUGACCAGGAAAUACCAGGCUCCCCCUUCCAGUUCCACGUGGACUCUGUCAACAGUGGCUUCGUGACUGCAUAUGGCCCAGGUUUGAGCCAUGGUAUUGCUGGAGAGCCUUGCAACUUCACCAUAGUAACAAAGGAUGCUGGCGCAGGUGGCCUUGCCUUGGCUGUAGAGGGACCCUCAAAGGCAGAGAUCACAUGCCAAGACAACAAAGAUGGCACAUGCAGCGUCACAUACUUCCCAAUGGCACCUGGAGAGUACAAAAUCAUUGUUAAGUUUGCCGAUAAGCACAUCAAGGGAUCACCAUUUACUGCUAAGAUUUCUGGAGAUAGUGGCCGCAAGGCUCAGCUCUCUGUUGGAAGCAGCAGUGAGAUAUCUCUUAAGGUUAAGGAGACUGAUAUCAGUAACCUAACUGCAACAAUCAAGAGUCCAUCUGGUGCUGAAGAACCAUGCUUGUUGAAGAGACUAGCCAAUGGACACUUAGGAAUCUCAUUUACUCCACGUGAGGUUGGGGAGCAUUUAGUUAAUGUUUUCCGUGAUGGAAAACACAUACCAAACAGCCCCUUCAAGAUCUACGUUGGCGAGAGUGAGAUUGGCAAUGCCAGCAAAGUAAAGGUCUAUGGAAAGGGUAUUGAAGAAGGCAUGGCAAACCAGCUGAAUGAAUUUACAGUCAACACUAAAGAUGCUGGCUAUGGAGGACUUAGUCUCUCUAUUGAAGGUCCCAGCAAAGCUGAUAUUGAGUGCCAUGAUAAUGAGGAUGGCUCUUGCCGUGUCACAUACAAACCAACAGAACCAGGAACAUACAUUAUCAACGUCAAAUUUGCUGAUGAGCAUGUCCCAGGAAGUCCCUUCAUUGUAAAGAUCGGAGGUGAACCAAGCAGCAAAGUCACAGAGAAAAUCACCCGUCAACGAGAUCUUGUAGAUGUCACUAGUGUAGGAUCACAAUGUGAACUUAGCCUUAAAAUCCCAGGCACUAGUCCAUUUGAUAUGGAAGCUGCAGUAACCAGCCCAUCAGGUGUCACCGAAUUGUGUGAGAUCAACGACCUCGGGGAUUGCCACUACAGUAUCAAAUUCGUACCCAAAGAGAUGGGCAUCCACACAGUCAGUGUGAAACACAGGGGUAUGCACAUCCCUGGCAGUCCCUUCCAGUUCACUGUGGGCCCUAUUACUGAGGGAGGCGCACACAAGGUCCGUGCUGCUGGACCUGGUUUAGAAAAGGGAGAGGUUGAUCAACCAAAUGAGUUCAAUAUCUACACAAGGGAAGCAGGUGCCGGAGGUCUUUCUAUAGCAGUUGAGGGACCAUCAAAGGCUGAAAUCAACUUUGAAGAUCGUAAAGAUGGCUCUUGCGGAGUAAACUACAAAUGUACCGAGCCAGGCGAAUAUCUCGUAUCUGUGAAAUUCAACGAUCAACACAUCCCAGAUUCACCAUUUAGAGUGUUCAUUAGUCCAUCUGUAACAGAUGCUAGGAAACUGACUGUUAGUCAAUUACAAGAUAAGGGAUUACAGAUUGGCAAGCCAGCUGCAUUCACAGUAGAAACCAAUGGUGCUCUAGGUAAACUCGAUGCUCGAAUCGUCGCACCCUCUGGCGCAGAAGACGAAGCUGUUGUUCAAGAAAUUGACGAGGGUCACUACGCUGUUAGAUUCAUCCCACGUGAAAAUGGAAUCCAUUAUGUUCACGUGCGAUUCAAUGGUGCUCAUAUACCAGGCAGUCCAUUCAGAGUGCUUGUAGGCAAAACUGAUGCAGACCCUGGACUUGUACAUGCAUAUGGUGAAGGAUUGAUCAAGGGAGAAACUGGCAAGAAGGCCAAGUUUAUUGUAAACACAGUAAAUGCUGGAUCCGGUGCCCUCUCAGUGACUAUUGAUGGGCCAUCUAAGGUUCAGCUCAACUGCAAAGAAAUUGAUGAGGGAUAUGAAUUCAGCUAUACUCCCACCGCUCCUGGAGAAUACCUCAUUUCUGUCCGCUAUGCUGGCAACAUUCAUAUCGCUGGUAGUCCCUUCAAGGCUAUCGUGACAGGAAGUGGACGUGUCUCUGGCCUUCAUGAACACUCUGCAGUUGUCGUGGAAACUGUAACCAAGUCAAGUACCACACAACAAUUCUCUAGUAUGGCAAGGUUUGACUCUGAUGCCAGCAAGGUCAUUGCUAAGGGUACAGGCUUGAAUAGGGCAAAUGUGAACAAAACUGAAACUUUCUCUAUUGAUGGGUCUAAAGCAGGCAGGAACAUGUUGAUGGUUGGUAUCAUGGGACCAACAAUCCCAUGUGAGGAGAUCAAGAUAACUCAUACAGGAAAUCUGAACUAUACUGUUAACUACAGCGUGAAAGAACGUGGCCAAUACGUCUUGGUCGUCAAGUGGGGUGAUGAUCAUAUCCCAGGAUCCCCCUUCCAUUUUGAGGCCCCAUAAUCCUCUGCUUCACUAGCAGACGAUUUGUAGGAUAAUAUUCAAAUUUUAUAUUACGUCUCAAACCUUGAGGGUUGGAUUUAUAAUUCAUGAUGCUUUAACAAUGCUGUUACUUCCAUAUUGGACAAGCUGAAGAAUAGAGAUAUUGAGUUGUGUAUAAAUGCCAGAUUUGGAAAAAGAAAUCAAUCAGAUACGAUGUGUAAAUUUCGGAAUCUAUAAUGGAAGAUGGAAAAAGAAACCAUUCAGAGAGAGAAUUGAAUGAGACUGUGCAAUGACAUUGUUAAAAAUUGUUGCGCAAUACGCAUACCGACACUGCCAGCAUAAUAUUUGCAUGUUGCAUUAUGUUUAAUAUUAUCAAAUUAAUUUUAAAACUCGUACACACAUGCAUGUCACUUUGACGAGACCUGAGAAUGAGCGAAUAAUUCUCCGAGAUGAUAGACAAAUUGAACUGUGAUUGUCAGAUUGUUAAAAGAUUAUUUUUUGAAAUAGUAUUGUCUAGUCACAAACCAUGUCAUAUGUAAUGAUUCAAGUAUAGUCUAGGCUACCAAUCAACUGCUGUUAUGAUCUAGGCUAUCAUCCAUACUUAAGAUUGAUGCUUUUACUUUAAAUUGUGUAAUGACACACAACUGAUAUGAAAUUUAAUAAGGAUUAAAUAGACGAUUCAUUAUGUACUUACAUGCAUGUUAUUCUGUUUUAAAUAUAAACAGAAGAAAAUUUAUGGUUUUCAAUCAUGAUCAGUUUUCAGAACAUAUGCAAAGGUUUAAUAUCACAUAUUUUCAAUCAUCCAAAAGUUCUUUCAUAUUGUCAUAUUUUUUAUCAUAUGUACAUUAAAUGUUAAAUACGUAUGUAUAGAAUAUACACCUUACAUAGCUAGAUAUUUUGUAUGUCAUAACAUGAUACGAAGCAAUAAUUAUAAGAAGUACUUUAUAUUAACCCCUUUAUUGCCAAUGUUUUUAUCGUUAUUUGGCAAUAAAAGGGUUAAAAAUGGCUGUAAGCGCGUAGAGGUGUAGUACCAAAUUAUUGAAUGUUUCAUUUUUGGAAGACCUUGUGAUCUGUAGAUUCAGUUUAGUUUAAGAGGAUCAGAGAAAUGUUUUAGUUGACUUUCCAAAUUGGUUUGGAACUAAAUUGAAUGUUUAUAUACAUGAAACUUAUUAUUUAUAUGUUAGAUAUACUUUAUAUUUCACAAUCAGAAAUUACUGAUGCUAAAAUGGAAGCUUUUAUUGCCUUGUUGCUUGUUGCAACAUAGAAGCAAAUAUCAUGUACUAACCCAAGCAGCCAUGGGAUAUUGCGUAAAUCGGCAAUUUAUCCGCCAGAAAAUUGCCAAUCUAAGCCAAUAUUUUAUGAAAUGGUUUCAAAAUGUUCCUUUGUGUCAAAUUGCGAAACCCAUUGUUUUAAAAUCUUUGAUUAAAAGAAAUAUAAAAUAUACGAAAAAUACAAUUCUGUUGCGGUUUUAGAACAAAGGGUCUAGCUUUUUUUCAGGGAUUGUUUGCUUCUCCCCGCUCACAAUUGUGACAUAAUAAUAGGAAUUACAUGUGUGUAUACCAUGUAUGUUAGCUUUUGCUCUAGCCAACCAUUUAUAUCCACAUAUUUUGUAUGCAACUUAUACAUAUAAUACUAUACAUAUGUAGGGGAACCUAGGAAGAAUUCUGCUAAUAAAAAAUAACAGUUUUGCCAUUAAGUA